CCUCGGCUGUGUUGAUGAAUUUCAGGAUUUGGGUGUACUUGGUGCUUGCAUGGGACGGUUGGAUCCUGAACUAGAAUUGUUGUUUAGUGAUAAUGCAGGGCAGUUACAAUUGAAUAUUUCAUUGAUUCAUUCAAAACAAGUCAGGUUUGGGUUGAGCUUCCCUGUGCUCUCUGUCUCAAAUAACUUGUUUGGUACAGGUAACCUUUGGCUGGUUCGUACUUUGUUGUUGCUGCAGUGUGGUAUGGUGAUGCCUGUCUGGCCAAUGGUUCAUAUGGAGAUCCUUUUUGUUGAUAAUGAAGUUGGACUGAGGUUUUUCCUGUUUGAAGGUUCCUUGAAACAAGCUAUAGCUUUUGUUUUCCAAGUCCUGAUGGUAUUUUAUCGACCUACUGAGCAGGGGAAGUGUCCUGAUCUGCAGUUGCCUAUAACUUCAAUCAGUUUCAAAUUUUCUUGCUUUCAAGAUCUUAGGCAGCAGGUUGUCUUUGCUUUUUACAACUUCCACGAAGUGAAGCAUUCAAAAUGGAUGUUACUGAACUCUAAACUGAAAAGACAUUGUCUGCUUAAUAGGCAAUUACCUAUGUUUGAGUGCACUUUGAUAACAUUAAGGCACUUCAGAAUGGAACCAAUCGGAUACAUGGUUCUCCUGCUUUCAAAGACUCGUCAGUUGAGGGUUUAAGAAGGAUAAAGUAUAGGCCGGUCAUCAGCCUUAUGGGUGUCUCCAGAGAGUCUAGUUUUCUGGAAGUUGGCCAGUUUUCUGGAAGUUCUGAGGAGCAUAGAAAUAUUCCCCAGUUUGCUCUUUCUUUUGGUGCUGCACCUACUUUCUUUAUUAGGUUGCAUCUUAAGCUACUUAUGGAACGUAGUCUUGCUUGCACCAGCUUUCGUGAUUGUGACUCCUUUGAGAAACCAGGAAGCUCUGGCAAUUUGUUGUUGGAUUACCGCUCUAAUAGAGAGGACUGCAUGAACAACAAUUCUCAAAGUAGUGUAGAAAAAAAUUUGAAGGCUUCAUUAAAGGAUGUUGCUACUGGUGCUGAGUCAACAACUCUCGAUCUUUCUGUUUGUGGUAAUGUAUGUCUGAAGAAGUCCUCACAGAAGUACAAAAAUGGUGAUCAAAUUGUGGAUGGAACUUCUGUUAAUUCUCAUGAACCUGAAGAAGUUGGAGCCAUAGCCAUUGGUUCAUUUUGGAAGCAGCAAUGUGACAAUUCAGAGUCCCAGCAACUUGUUUGUCCUCGAAGUCUCCAGUUGAUGGUGAUAAGAAGAAUGCAAGUUGUAGUUCUGUUUUGAAUGGUAUUACGGUUGAGAUUCCUCCCUUUGAUCAAUAUGGAAAGUAUGGUGACAGUGAAUUACCCAGUUCUCAACAGCCUACUGAUUGGACUUGGAGUAUGAUCGGUGGUAUUAUACCAAGUCCUAAUCCUACUGCUCCUAGAAGUACAUGGCAUCGAAAUAGAAGUAGUUCAUCAAUUGGUUAUCAUGCUCAUGGUUGGUCGGAUGGAACGGCUGAUUUCUUCAACAGUUAUUUGGAAAUGGACCUAAGAAGCCACGAACUCAGGUAUCAUACUCAAUGCCUGUUGGAAGUUUAGA
This is a messenger RNA of Hibiscus syriacus, 1575 nucleotides long. RefSeq lists its product as uncharacterized. The record is from RefSeq and is a predicted model, not a curated record. The transcript has 3 exons. The coding region runs from base 706 to 1278 and encodes 190 amino acids. Lineage: Eukaryota; Viridiplantae; Streptophyta; Magnoliopsida; Malvales; Malvaceae.